AUGGGUACUCUCAUCGCUGGCUUCAUUCUGGCCGGACCUGCCCUGGCAACACAAGCGACCACUUUUGCAAUCGUUUCUGAGAUCCUUCCUCGGCAGCAUCGCGGCCUAGCACAAUCCGCUAUCUCCAUGUCGAUGGGUACCGGCGGGGUCAUUUCAAUUCUUAUGGGAGGUGCACUCCUUCGCAACAACGAAUUGGAAAACUAUCGGAUCUACUGGUAUGUUGCAGCAGCUGUAUACUUUGUUGGCUGCUUGGGUGUCGCGGUUGGCUAUCGGCCACCUCCACGAGAGCUCCAGCAAUCACUCACGACUCUUCAGAAGCUGCGGAAACUCGAUUUUAUCGGCCUGGUUCUCAUUGGCGGAGGUCUCGCCUUGUUUUCAAUGGGCCUCCAAUGGUCCACUUCAUACUCGUGGGGUGAUGGUCAUGUACUGGGGCCCUUCGUGUCUGGCAUCGUCCUCAUGAUCGUUUUCGUCAUCUAUUCAUGGGUCGUCAGAAGUGACGGGUUCAUGGAUCAUAAACUUUUUGGAGACCGCAAUUUCCCCCUGUCCCUUGCACUCAUCUUUCUGGAAGGCUUGAGUUUCUUCGCUGCCAAUUCAUACUUGGCUUUCGAGAUUGGAGUUCUUUACCAUCUGGAUCUGCUGGAAUCCGGAUAUCGAUUCGUCGUGCUCUUUGUCGGCUCAAUCGUCUUUGCCGUGAUCGUAGGAGUCUAUAUGGGGUACUCCAAACAGGUGAGAGAGCCCGUUGUCGUUGGAUUUGUACUUUUCGUCCUGUCCUUCGCCCUCUUUGCCGCCAUCGACGCGCACACUGAACAGUGGAAAACCUGGAUCUACUCGCUCCUAGUCGGCCUUGGUCUUGGAUUUGUCUUACCCACUCUCUACGUGGCAGCCCACAUGUCGACUCCCAAGGAGAUGAUAUCCGUCACUACAAGCAUUGCCUCCGCAACGAGGUCAUUCGGAGGUGCCGUCGGGAUCGCAGUAAACAACGCUCUGUUCACGGACUCAUUCAACAAGAAACUUCCACAGAAAGUAGCUGCUGCAGUCCUCCCACUUGGCUUUCCACCAUCGCAGCUAGGCAUGCUCAUACCUGCGCUAGCUUCUGGGAACGAGGAAGCUAUCCGCGCGGUGCCGGGAGCCACCCCUCAAAUUCUUGGAGCGGGCGGUAGUGCUGUUACCGACGCCUAUUUACAGUCAUUCCAAAGAGCAUGGAUUGCAGCUGCUGCUUUCAGUGCAGCAGGAUUGAUAAUGGCAGUGUUUCUUCGAAACCCGAAAGAAGACUUUAACGCACACAUUGACGCACCUGUCGAGGUUCGAAGAGCUCACCAUGAGCAUGAGGAGAGCGCGCUUGGUGUAUCCCGGGAAAAGUAA
Cadophora gregata is the source of this 1362-nucleotide messenger RNA. RefSeq lists its product as uncharacterized. Gene Ontology annotation, molecular function: transmembrane transporter activity. Gene Ontology annotation, biological process: transmembrane transport. The transcript has 2 exons. The record is from RefSeq and is a predicted model, not a curated record. NCBI's taxonomy places the organism in Eukaryota, Fungi, Ascomycota, Leotiomycetes, Helotiales, Ploettnerulaceae. Bases 1 to 1362 code for a protein of 453 amino acids.